CUCGAAGAGCAACAGAACAGCGGCAGUCGUCGGUUGCUAGCAGGCAGGAGCAGGCGUGACGGCAUUUGCAGUCUGGACCGAGAGAGACUUGAGUCCAGCGUCAGCGUCAAGGCUCGUUUCGGUAGUCGCCCUCUGUGUACCUCCACUUGACCAAGAUGUCGCUCAACGCGCUGGUGCUCGUACCGCUAGCCCUGGUUGUGGCGAUCGAGUACAGCAGCGCAGAGACCAGCUCCACCAGCACGACCGACAACGAGGCCCGCUCGGCGAUUGAGGAGUGGAAGGAGUGGGAUGACUGCCAUGAUAAACGAAAUUGCCGCUGGGCGACCUGCACCGAGUGCGACUCGGACUACCCGGGCGAUGAGGGCUGCAAGGACAGGUGCAAGGAUCAAUGCCGGUGCAGCUGCGCUGGAUACCAGCGCGACGGCGUGGACCCUGGUCUAUGGGAAAAGUGCAAGAAAGAGAGGAGGUGCAACGAGAAAUACAUACAGUGCACGGAGGUGGCCACAUGUCAACGGGACAGAUUGAAGUGCAUCUGCGAGUGCAUGCAGCUGACUCGUUCUCGAGCCCGUGUGGCGAUCCCCGCGAGAACCACGUGCAGUCCAGCCAAGGAGAUCGUGGAGGAGUGGGACAGGUGUACCCCAGUGUGUAGAAACGAAGAACAUCCCCUCUGGAGCGAGUGCAGCAACUGGGGUUGGCAUUGCCUGCACAAGAAGAUUUUGGACUGCGAGUGCGUUUGCGCCGGCCUCCUCGCGCGCAGCACAGAGUCCUACGAACCUACGGAUAGGUGCGAGGGUGGAUGCGGCAACAACUUAAUGUCCUGCCUUCGGGAUUUGAGGGAAACGGAGAUAGAGCGCAUCAACUGGUGCCUGGCGUACCAUAAAAAGUGCAUGUGCGCGUGCCUCCAGCAGCCCGGCGCGACGAGCAGCAACAUCGCUGCAGAGUACAAGACGACCCCCGGUGACAGGGCGGCGCUGGAGCUGUGCGCCUACGCGCAAUCCUGCCACACUGCGACCUGCGAGUGCCGCGAGGGGGAUGCAGAGUGCGUGUCCCAGUGCCGCGACAGCUGCCGGUGCGGCUGCCUGAGCUUCCCCGCGGCCGGCGGUCCGGACGUGCAGCCGGUGGGCAGACGGCUGACGGUCAACCAGUGCCGGGAUAAAAGUGACGCGUGCCUUGCGGUCUGCACGACCGGAGACAAUGACUGCAGAGACGGCUGCUUCGUGGAGAGGGAGAUGUGCAACUGCAAGUGCGCGGGACGGAGCUCACGCCCGCCACCACCCAGCCCCACCGACUCAGGAGAUAAGAACAUAGUGAUGUACUGCAACUAUCUCUCUUGAUUAAAGACAUGUUUUGACAUUAAAUUAGAGCAAAAGGACUCUUAUAGACGGCCAUUAUUGCUCGUCUAUGAAUUCUAAGUCGAUCCAUAGUGCUUGUACAAGGAGAAAAAAAUUCGUGGCUCUGCUUAGUUUUUAG
Molecule: messenger RNA, 1470 nt
Organism: Frankliniella occidentalis (western flower thrips)
Lineage: Eukaryota; Metazoa; Arthropoda; Insecta; Thysanoptera; Thripidae
Product: balbiani ring protein 3-like
Exons: 4
Coding region: 156-1334 (392 amino acids)
Source: RefSeq, a predicted model, not a curated record